GAAAAUGGGCCUACAGUGAGAAAUUGAAAAUAAUGAUGAGCGCCAUGUCUGAUCCUCCGCUUGUGGAAUAGAGCGGACGCCAGAGCGAAUAUUUCCCGGGCCGGGGGUCCGCUCGGGGUUCAGUGCGAAUCAUGGCCGACAGCGCUGGGAUUCAGCAAGGUUCGCCGGCCAUCGGAGCUGCGGGCUUGGUUCCAGCCGCUCCUGGAGCCGGGGGGACGGAGGGCUCCGGCGCCGCUGGAGGAUCCGCACGAAUCGCCGUGAAGAAGGCGCAACUCCGCUCCUCACCUCGGCCGAAGAAACUGGAAAAACUCGGAGUGUAUUCAUCCUGCAAAGCUGAAGGAGCCUGUAAAUGUAAUGGCUGGAAGAGUCAGAACCCCCCUCCUACACCUCCACGAACUGACCAGCAGUCCAACACAGUCAACCUGCAGGAGCCCUGUCGCAGCUGCUCUCAUACUUUGGGUGAUCAUGUGACCCAUCUAGAAAAUGUUUCUGAGGAGGAAAUGAAUAGACUUUUAGGCAUUGUCCUGGAUGUGGAGUAUCUCUACACAUGUGUUCACAAAGAGGAGGAUGCUGACACUAAACAGGUCUACUUUUCCCUCUUCAAACUGCUGAGGAAAUCAAUUCUACAGAUGGGUAAACCAAUGUUAGAAGCACAGGAGAGUCCUCCGUUCGAAAAACCCAGCAUUGAACAGGGGGUUAACAAUUUUGUCCAGUACAAAUUCAGCCACCUGCCAUCAAAAGAACGUCAAACCAUUAUGGAGUUGGCCAAGAUGUUUCUCAACCAGAUCAACUACUGGCAGCUGGAGACGCCCUCCCAGAGGCGCCAGCGGGUGCCCAAUGAUGACGCAGCUGGAUACAAAGCCAAUUACACCAGAUGGCUGUGCUACUGCAAUGUACCUCAGUUCUGUGACAGUCUACCCCGGUACGAGACCACCCAGAUCUUCGGCCGGACACUGCUGCGUUCAGUUUUCACUGUGAUGAGGAAACAAUUGCUGGAGCAGGCCAGACAGGAGAAGGACAAGCUGCCACCUGAGAAACGAACUCUCAUUCUCACACACUUUCCCAAGUUCUUGUCUAUGCUGGAGGAGGAGGUGUACAGCCAUAGUUCUCCGAUCUGGAGCCAAGACUUCUUGGCAGGAGCAUCAGGAGGGCAGAUUCCUAUUCACACAGUUAUCAGUGCGCCACCUGUGGCCAGGCCCUUGUAUUACAGCACAAGUCCUGUCUCAGUGGAUCCAUCCAGCUGUGGCAGCAUCAGUCCUGCCAGGAAAACAGCUUCUGUACUCGAGCCAAACCCAGUUGGUGAGAAGCGUAAACCCUCAGAACCCCUCUCCCACGAGGAAAACAAGAGACCCAGGGUGGUGGGUGACAUCCCCAUGGAGCUCAUCAAUGAAGUCAUGGCAACCAUCACUGACCCUGCCGCCAUUCCUGAGACUAGUCUGCUGUCAGCCCACUCAGCACGUGAUGAAGCUGCACGUCUAGAGGAACGCAGGGGUGUAAUUGAAUUCCACGUCAUCGGUAACUCCCUAAACCAGAAGCCAAAUAAGAGGAUCUUGAUGUGGCUCGUAGGCCUCCAGAAUGUGUUCUCCCAUCAGCUGCCCCGCAUGCCCAAGGAAUAUAUCACACGGCUGGUCUUUGAUCCGAAGCACAAGACACUGUCGCUGAUCAAGGAUGGCCGUGUGAUCGGAGGGAUCUGCUUCCGAAUGUUUCCCUCACAGGGCUUUACAGAAAUCGUCUUCUGUGCUGUCACCUCCAAUGAACAGGUCAAGGGUUAUGGAACGCACUUGAUGAACCACCUGAAGGAAUAUCACAUUAAGCACGAAAUCCUCAACUUCCUCACUUAUGCUGACGAGUAUGCCAUUGGCUACUUCAAAAAACAGGGUUUCUCCAAGGACAUCAAAGUUCCCAAGGCUAAAUAUGUGGGCUACAUCAAGGACUACGAGGGAGCUACACUGAUGGGCUGUGAACUCAACCCCAGCAUCCCCUAUACAGAGUUCUCUGUUAUCAUCAAGAAACAGAAGGAGAUCAUCAAGAAGCUGAUAGAGAGAAAGCAGGCUCAGAUCAGAAAAGUCUAUCCGGGGCUUUCCUGUUUUAAGGAAGGAGUACGGCAGAUUCCCAUUGAGAGCAUUCCUGGCAUACGUGAAACUGGCUGGAAGCCCAUAGGCAAAGGGAAGGAACUGAAGGACCCAGAUCAACUAUACAGCACUCUUAAGACCAUUCUCCAACACGUAAAGAGCCACCAGAAUGCCUGGCCUUUUAUGGAGCCUGUGAAAAAAACCGAGGCACCUGGGUACUACCAAGUCAUUCGCUUCCCCAUGGACCUUAAGACAAUGAGUGAACGUCUGAAGAGCAGGUACUACACGACGCGGAAGUUGUUCAUGGCUGACAUGCAGCGCAUCUUCACCAACUGUCGUGAAUACAACCCCCCAGAGAGCGAGUACUACAAGUGCGCCAAUUUACUGGAGAAAUUUUUCUACACCAAGAUCAAAGAGGCAGGCCUCAUCGAGAAAUAGAAGAAGACAGAAGAAGAAGAAGAAGUUGCUCCUUACCUUAAUAAACGAUGAGAUGGCCCUCAGACUGUAAACUGUUAUGGCUAGAUUGUGGGUAAUGCAAAUGCCAGCAUGGGCAAGGUAAGAAUAGGACUACUGAUUCUGGAGCAGUAAGGUUUCAGAAACAUAUCAGGCGUCUCAGAUCAACGCUCUUUAAUGUUUGAUGCAUGCCGGGCCAGAUCCUGAUUCAGUAGCUGAGACUGAUAUUUACACUGAAAGUUAGGCCACGAGGGAAGGCCUCUUUGAAGACCUGCAAGACUGUUGCUGAUACGAAACAUAAGAAGCACGGUGUCUUCGUAUUUCAUCACAUAUCCCAGGGUCCCAUGGAAAGAAAGGACAGUAAGAGGUGUAAUAGUAACGGAUAUUAAACAAGGCAGAACACUUCUGUUACAGUGGUGUGCAAAAAAGCAGAGAUUCACCACACCUUACUUAUGUCUCUCCAUCUCUUCCUUUUCAUACUUACAUCCUCUGCAUCUUCCUCUCAGUUGACUCAGGUAGAGAUGUCAUGAGCAGUAACCACAUAUACAGUGUGUGGUGUCAUUACACAAGUGUUACCUGUGAGGAAUGUGACUGAGAGGUCAGGUUUUCCUGUCUGUUUAACUCUGUUCUGUGCUGAACGUGCACAGCGCUGAUGAGGUCAAAGUUUGUCUGUGAUGAGUUCAUCCUGCCAAAAGAGGAAUACAUACUUUAAAUUUGUACAGAUUUUAAUUUUAAAGCACUUAUACCCACUGUAUAUUUUAAAUGUGUAUAUAACAUAUAUUUUCUGUUUCAUAACUAAAAAAGUAAUUGUUUUUUUUCUCAAUAAGCCACGUAGGACAGUUUGACUAUCAAAAUGCACUUUUAUUUUUCCAAGUAUUAGUUAACAUCUAUAAGAGCAUCUUCUUUUCCCCUGAAUUUGUUUUACAUAUAAAUUACUGCUGUUGACUAAGGACUAAUUUAAUUAUCUAGAGUUUAUUCUUAUUUAUGUGCUGUAAUUUAAAAGAAAAUAUGCUUAAGACAAAGUCUUAAUUUAUUCUUUCUUAAUUUUGUCCUGCAGAUGGAGAUUCCAAACUUUAUACUUUGGAGAUAAAUGAAAAGAUUGUGCAAUACUAUGUAGUUUUGCUGUUUUGUAAAAAGGUGUUUGUACUUUUCAAACUUUAGGGAAAAAAAUACAUUUUGUAAUGUCUGGAAAAAUCCUUUCAUGCUUUGUAUAAUUGGUUUUAAUGACAUAGUAUUAGCCUAUUUUAUAGACUGAAUAAAACAGAA
This is a messenger RNA of Scomber japonicus (chub mackerel), 3791 nucleotides long. RefSeq names its product K(lysine) acetyltransferase 2B (gene kat2b). Gene Ontology annotation, molecular function: protein binding; histone H3 acetyltransferase activity. The coding region runs from base 132 to 2510 and encodes 792 amino acids. Gene Ontology annotation, biological process: positive regulation of transcription by RNA polymerase II; chromatin remodeling. The record is from RefSeq and is a predicted model, not a curated record. The transcript is spliced from 18 exons. Lineage: Eukaryota; Metazoa; Chordata; Actinopteri; Scombriformes; Scombridae. Gene Ontology annotation, cellular component: nucleus; histone acetyltransferase complex.